This is a messenger RNA of Balaenoptera acutorostrata (minke whale), 2328 nucleotides long. RefSeq names its product zinc finger protein 488 (gene ZNF488). The coding region runs from base 193 to 1167 and encodes 324 amino acids. The record is from RefSeq and is a predicted model, not a curated record. The transcript is spliced from 2 exons. NCBI's taxonomy places the organism in Eukaryota, Metazoa, Chordata, Mammalia, Artiodactyla, Balaenopteridae. Gene Ontology annotation, biological process: regulation of DNA-templated transcription. Gene Ontology annotation, cellular component: nucleus.
GGCCGGGGCUGCCAGCGCGUCCCCAGCGCCCAGCGCCGCGCGAGAGCCGAGAGCCCUGUGGUCCGAGUGUGCCGACCCAAGCACCAGGGGAGCCCUUCCGUCUCACGGCCCCCCCCCGGGCCCAGAAGCCUCGGAGACUGACAGCUGUUGGAGAAUCCACCUUGCUCAGCUGGCCCAGGCCCUGCGGUCCCCAUGGCUGCCGGGAAGGGAGGUCUGCGGAGCCCUUCAGCUGAAAACAGAUGGCGGCUUAGUGAACCCGAGCAGGGUUGGGGCCGCAAGCCAGUGCUGCUGGAGAAAACAAACUGCCUGGGCUCUGAGGCUGCCCCGGGCAGCGGUGGCCGGGAUGAGGCCUGUGCCGAGAUGGCGCUGUCAGCAGCCCCGGGCAAGCUCAGGCUGGGAAAGCUGAUGCCCCGGAAGGCUUGCUGGGAACAGAGGCAGAGCGCCUUCAUGGAGGUGCCUCGGCUCAAGAAGAGGUUUGGGGGCAGGCAGGCCCAGGAGAGGGUGCACAGUGGCUCUGCAGGCCAGCCUGGCCCCCAGCAGCUGGCCCUGGACAUCCCCAGGGACCCAGCUAGCAUCACCUGCUUCUCAGUGUGGCCCAGUGGAGCCCGCAGGGAGCAGAGAAGUGCCUUCAGCAAGCCCACCAGGAGUCCAGCAGGGAGACCGGGGCCAGCCUCCGUCUUCCAGGCAGGCGGACCUAUAGACGCUCUGGGGGAGCUGCUGGGACUCAUCAACACAGUAGAUGUCACUUGCUGGGGUCGACUUUCCAACUCCAAGCUUUUGGUGGGUGAUUUCUGGAACCUGCAAAUGGUGCCACCAAAUGCUCCUCUCUGCGGCACUUUCCUGGGUGACCCCAUGCUGUGGCUCAAGCAUGCCACGGCCCAGAUACCCACACCUCCGUCGUGCUCCUCCACUGCCUCUUGGGCCCUGCUGCCCCCCACGCUCACCUCCCUGGGCCUGUCCACCCAGAACUGGUGCGCCAAAUGCAACCUCUCCUUCUGCCUGACCUCCGACCUGGUCUUCCACAUGCGGUCCCACCACAAAAAGGAGCACGUGGGGCCCGACCUGCAUUCUAAGAGGCUGAGAGAAGAGGCCCUCACGUGCGCCGUUUGCCACGAGUACUUCCGCGAGCGCCACCAUCUCUCCCGGCACAUGACUUCUCACAGUUAACAGGUGGUUUGGAACAAGGGCGUCCAGCGCUCAGUCGUGAGACUGAGAUGGCUCACGGGGCCUUCCUCCGAAAAGACUGGUCACAGUUGUCCGCAGGGCUGUCUCCUUGGGCAUUUGAGGAUGAACAGCUCAGUCAUAAUUGGAAAAAGUCAACCCGCCCCCAGGAUGUGCUUUAAAGGAAGUAAAGUCGUGAAAUGAUGCGCUUUGCUAAUGGCAGGGUGUGGUGACGAAUAGGCAUCAAGUGUUUCUGACAUUUUCAAGAGUGAGGGCUCUGCUCCCGUCACUGUAACUCUUGCUCCAUGUGGAAGCAAGUCUGGCACCCAGCGUGGGCUUUGGAGGCAGACAGACCUGGAUUGGGAUCUUGGCCCUUUCACAUACUGGCCCUGAGCCUGGGCAAAUUGCUCUAACUAUCUGAGUCCCGGCGUUCUUCUCUGCAAAAUGGAGAUGGUGACACCUGUGUCUGAGGGGUGUUGUCAGGAUUGUAUGGGAAGACGUGUGGGAAAUGGCCAGCAUGUGCCCGGCAGUGUCAUCACAGAGUAAACAGUACUGUUAGCAUGAUCCAGAUUAGUCAACUAUCGUUAAGUGACAAAAUUUUGGUGGCAAACAAUGCAGAGCCCCUGUUUCUCAGUCAUGGGCCUGUGGGUUGGCUGGGGUUGAGCUGGGCUUGGCUGAUCUUGGCUCCAAGGUUGCUUUUUCUCUCAGGACUGUUGGGCUACCCAGUCGCGCUUCUCUCAUGGUUACGCCAAGAGCACAGUAGGACAAGUCCAAAUACCCAAGCACAACUCAAGCCUCUGCUUGGCUCGCUUCCACUAAAGUCCCCUUGGCCAAUACAAGUAGAUGGCCAAGCCCAAAGUUAAGGGGUGAGGUGUGCAUAUGGCCAACGGGGAAGUCAUGAGUGAGUGUAUAAUCCUACAGGGGCCGGCGGAAUUGGGACCAAUAAUUCAACCAACACCUGGUCGCUGGUUCUUCACAUUCUGAAUACGUGAAAAUGGGAAAAUGAAACAACGCAUACAUGCACACAUACACGCACACACACCCCUUAACUCUCAGGAGGUGAGCAUGCACAAAACCUUAAGGCUUGAGACAUUGUGAAGACUGGGAGAGUUCUGGGUUCCGUUUAUUUGAUGCAUGUUGAGUUUCAGUACCUACGCUGUUUAUCUA